AUAUCCUCAACCAACACACAACCCGAAUAAUUCAACACUGAUUUGCUAGCGAAGGAGCGAGCGACAGAUGGGAUGCCAAAAACUGAGUCGAUUAUCGUCAUUGGGACUUGUGGAGGGGUUAAGAUCUGAAUAACGGCGAGAUAGCAGGAUCAGACCAGAGUGAGGAGAGCCGGCAACGAACAGCCCGAAAAGCUGUGUGCUUUCUCUCCAUCAACUUCCCCAAGGGCUGCGCAUGCAGCCUGUGUGUGAGUUAGUGGCACUAGUAUUGUUCUGACUUCACUAGCUACAGUGCCCACUCCUAGAGAGAGAACGCACAACAAAAGACAAGAAAGGAAGGAAGCACGGAGUAACUAACGAAGACGGUUGUCGUUGAAAGUAAUGGUCCUGCGAUACCAAUCUUAGAUUCCAAGAUUUCUCUCUUUUUGUUAUUUUGCCUUGAGUCUUUGUAGCGGUGAGGGGACUCGCCGUGUGGUGUUGCGCCGAGCAGAAGCGGGGCUGUCCACAUGGUCCAGCCACUGGUGUGAAAGUUGACUUCUUCAGAAAACAAGAACAGGUGCCACGUGAUGAUGGUGGAAUCAGCCUCUGAGACCAUUCGAACUACGACCUCCAAUCAGAACGGAGUCAGCAACCUCAGCAGCCAAUUGGAUGGCGGGGGAGGGAGAGAAGGCGGGUCCAACGGAGACAACAAUGGGGAGAUCAGCCCAGUGGACCUACUGCACCUCCAGCAGCAACAGGCCCUCCAGGCAGCCAGACAGUUCCUCCUCCAACAGGCCUCUGGACUCAACUCCCCCAGCAGCAACGAGGUUAAACAGAGCCCUGUGCAGGUGCCAAUGUCCAUGGCUAUGUUGACCCCCCAGAUGAUCAGUCCUCAACAGAUGCAGCAGAUCCUGUCCCCUCCUCAGCUACAGGCCCUGCUGCAACAACAACAGGCCCUUAUGCUUCAGCAGCUACAGGAGUACUAUAAGAAGCAGCAGGAGCAGCUGCAUCUUCAGCUUCUGACUCAGCAGCAGCAGCAGGCUGGGAAGCAGGCAGCCAAAGAGCAGCAGAUAGGUAACAAGCAGUUGGCUUUCCAGCAGCAGCUCAUUCAGAUGCAGCAACUUCAACAGCAGCACAUGAUCAACCUGCAGAGACAAGGCCUGGUCUCCCUACAGCCCACUAACCCCAUGCAGAGCCUGCAGCAAGCCAUGUGUCCUGGGGACCUGCAGCAGCUGUGGAAGGAGGUGUCGGGGGUGCAGUCUGCAGAGGAGGCCCUGAAGCAGCAGCACACUGGAGAGGGUCUGGACCUCAGCACCAACUCUACCUCAACCUCUUUCCCCAAAGCAAACACACACAGCAGCCUGCACAGCCUGCACAAUGGACAGGACAACCACACCCCAAAGAGAGACAGGUACAGAGACAGAGCAAGACUCUUUGAAUGGAUCUCCUCCUUCAGCAAGGCAGACCUCGGAGAUGAACACCUCACGCCUUACUCCAAAGGUGGCCCGCUAUCCAGUAGCCACCACGAGGAGCAUGCAGGUUCCCAUCCUCUCUAUGGCCAUGGAGAGUGUAAAUGGCCUGGCUGCGAGGCGCUAUGUGAUGACAUGGGACAGUUCAUCAAGCAUCUGAACAAUGAACACGCUCUGGAUGACCGCAGUACAGCCCAGUGCAGGGUACAGAUGCAGGUGGUCCAACAGCUGGAGAUACAGCUGGCCAAGGAGAGUGAGCGGCUGCAGGCCAUGAUGACCCACCUGCACAUGCGCCCAUCGGAGCCAAAGCCUUUCAACCAACCUCUGAACCUGGCGUCCAGUGGCUCCCUGCUGAAGAGGGAGAGCGAGGUGUACCCCGAGGGUCUACCUCACCCCCCCACCUCCGCCACCGCCCCCAUCACCCCGCUCCGCCAGGGCCCCUCUGUCAUCAGCUCCUCCAGCCUGCACUCACACUCACACCCGCACGGCGUGGGACCCAUACGCAGGCGCAUCGCAGACAAGUUCUGCACCCCCAUCGCCUCAGGUAUACGAGAGGAGCUGGCACAGAACUGUGAGUUCUAUAAGAACGCUGAUGUCAGACCUCCCUUCACCUACGCCUCUCUCAUACGCCACGCCAUUCUGGAGGCUCCAGACAGGCAGCUGACUCUUAAUGAGAUCUAUAACUGGUUUACACGAAUGUUUGCCUACUUCAGGAGAAACACAGCCACAUGGAAGAAUGCUGUGCGCCACAACCUGAGUCUGCAUAAGUGUUUUGUGAGGGUGGAGAACGUGAAGGGGGCCGUGUGGACGGUGGACGAAGUGGAAUACCAAAAGAGAAGACCACCAAAGAUGACCGGGAGUCCUACUCUGGUGAAGAAUAUGAUUUCAGGCCUGGGCUUCGGUUCUCUAAACGCCAGCUACCAGGCGGCCCUUGCAGAGAGCAGUUUAACUCUACUGAACAGCCAGGGCCUGGUUAACCCCUCAUCUGCCGCCAGCCUCAACAUGCUGCAUGGGAUGGGUCAUGAUGAUGUCAGCUCCACUGUGGAACAGGUCAACAGCAACGGCAGCUGCAGCCCUACACUCAGCCCACAGCAGUAUGGACACCAGGUCCAUGUGAAGGAGGAGCCCACUGAGAUCGAGGAGGACAGCCGCUCCAUGUCGCUCAUGGCAACUGUCACUCAGAACAUGGCAUUGCCUAGCGAUCGCGAUGACCGCGAUUUGGAUGAUGAGCUUCCCACCGAGGAGCUGGAGUAGGAUUGGAUGAGCUGAACCAGUGGACGGGACUUUGAGGUUUAAUCCCGCCCGCUCCAUUGGAGUGAAGCGAAAUGAUGACCACGUAAAAAAACAAGAUAGAGAUUAAAAAAAAAAGAUAAAGAUCAUGAUUUUUAUAAAGCAAGAAACCAACAACAUUGACAAACAGGGUUAGACCUCCAUUACAUACCGACGCAAAAAUAACACUCUGGAGCAUUGCUUUAUUCCCACACAUUUUCACCCACCUCACCCCCUCCUUGUCAGAGAGACAGCUCUCAGUGGUGAUAUGGAGGGAGGGUCCCCUCUCCUCUCCCUGUUGAUUCACACAGAUGGUCUGCCCGCCCUACAGUCCUUUAGUGCUGGUAGUUUGAUGUUCACACCACUACAAUAUACAUACAGGUGUGUGAGAGAGUGUGGAGAGACACACAUCAGAUCAUGUGUAUAUAUUGUUUGGAACAGUCACCAGGAGGUGUAUAACUCUCCUCCUCUUCUCCGGUCAUGUUAGUUUGUUUUUCUUUUCUUCUUUUGCCUGAAAUAACUGCUGGGCUUUGAGAUGGAAGGAAGAACAGUGGUUUUCUCAAGGAUUACACCACCUUCUCACACUUCUCACACUUGGUUUCUCAUCGGAAACCAAGCUUACAAACCAGUCAGUGAUCCAUAGGUGGGACUGAGACUGGAUUGCAGGAUUCUGCCCUAUGCCCACUCUCUAGCUAUUCUCUGCCCUAUGCCCACUCUAGCUAUUCUCUGCCCUAUGCCCACUCUCUAGCUAUUCUCUGCCCUAUGCCCACUCUCUAGCUAUUCUCUGCCCUAUGCCCACUCUCUAGCUAUUCUCUGCCCUAUGCCCACUCUCUAGCCAUUCUCUGCCCUAUGCCCACUCUCUAGCUAUUCUCUGCCCUAUGCCCACUCUCUAGCUAUUCUCUGCCCUAUGCCCACUCUCUAGCUAUUCUCUGCCCUAUGCCCACUCUCUAGCUAUUCUCUGCCCUAUGCCCACUCUCUAGCUAUUCUCUGCCCUAUGCCCACUCUCUAGCUAUUCUCUGCCCUAUGCCCACUCUCUAGCUAUUCUCUGCCCUAUGCCCACUCUCUAGCUAUUCUCUGCCCUAUGCCCACUCUCUAGCCAUUCUCUGCCCUAUGCCCACUCUCUAGCCAUUCUCUGCCCUAUGCCCACUCUCUAGCCAUUCUCUGCCCUAUGCCCACUCUCUAGCCAUUCUCUGCCCUAUGCCCACUCUCUAGCCAUUCUCUGCCCUAUGCCCACUCUCUAGCCAUUCUCUGCCCAAGCCAGACAAGACUCUCUUUACUCAUUAUGACAAACAAUAAAAGAAGACAUUGUCCCCCCCCCAAAAAGACCGUUUGGUGCUUAACUCCUCCUUCAUGUGUGAUAGUGAUGGGCACAGGCCAACCUGAGAGAGAGAGAGAAAGAGAGGGAGGAAGUAGAGAUCAUCCACACAGAGAUAUCUGACUAAAAUAGUUUAUGAUUAUGGAAUACAAAACAUUUUAUAUCCAAAAAGUGGUGGCUUUUUCACUUCCUUCUUUCUUUGAUGUUAUCUUCAUUUAUUUUUUACGAUUCAUAUUUCCAUGGUGAUAUAAUUCUGUUUCAAAGUGUAUUUUGUAAAAAUGCAUUGUUUCUUUUGUUUUUAGUUUUUAUUAACUCUGCUUGUUCACACCAUUCCAAACUAGCAUUGGUGGCAAAGAAAGUGCAGUAUUGUCCCAAAAUUCCCCAUAGCCCAGCCCACCAUGAAUACCUUUCUGUGUGUCUGGGUUUGCCAGUUUAGAUGGCAGGAGAUUGAGAAUAGCACUUAGGAUCGAGGGCCUCAGCUCCUGAGAACACUCACCAAUAAUCCCAACAUUAUCAUCCAUUUGUAUUAUUCCUUUUUAACUAACUUUCAUUCCUUUUUAUUUUAUCUUCUCGUAGUUAGUUGAGAAACAUCAGCUGUGAUACAAAGCAAUGCUUGAAAAAAGACAUUAUGGCAGUCAGAGAAUACCUCAUCCCACAAAUUUCUGCCCGGAAGUGUGUGCAAAAUGUAAAAGAAGUAAGGGGGGAUUCUUUGUGUGGGACACCAAAACGUGGCAACUCUGCUCAGUUUCAUUUCAAAGUUCUAUUGUUACUGUAGUUACUGUAUAGAAGCUGUCUGCAAUUCACUGUGUGAGUUGAACUCAAAGGAAUAGCACGUGAGAUUUAAAAUCUUUUGUUUUCAGUGAGCAUAAAAGCAUUACCUUCUCUGCAGUGCCAUACCAAAUUUAAACACAUUAUUUUUGAUGUAUUUUCUGCUUUUUCUCCCCUUUUAUUUUUGUUACAGGUAACCAAAGAAAUGUGUAGAAAACCAAAAACCCUGUAGUUUAUUUUUCCCCUUUUGAGUUUUUCCUCUAAAGAACUGGCCAAAAGACAAUAAACAUCUGACAUUUAAAUUAUUAUUGUAUUAUCGUAACUCUUACGUUGAAUUUGUUCAUGACAGUACUGACCAUUCCAAAAACCAAAGUAUAAAAUGCUAAAUAGAAUUUGGUGAUGUUAAAAUCUUUUUUACAUAUGUUUAACUGGUGCAAAUGAUGACUAACAUUAGGCAUGCUAUGGUUGAAGGCCAAAAACAGUAUUAACAAACAACACUUUUGCAGUUCCUUAGAUAAAGAAAGAAAGCACUUAGGAUUUAAAUCUCUAUCUCUCCAUGCUCAGGCUACCUGUGUUUCAAACACAACCCUAUGACAGGCUCUGCUGUAGGCAAGCCUAAGAUGGGAUUCAGGGUUAAAGAUGACAAAUAAUUAUCUUACCCUCAUUAGGCACUUGAACACAACAUUUAUAUACCUUUAUGUGACGCUAGAAGCCAGCAAAAAAAAAGAAGUGGGCUGUUGUCAGUUGUCAUUAACUGGGAAACCUUGUAAAACAAAAAAUACAUUUUUAUUGCACUGUAAUAAUGCAUGUUUUGAUUAAUUUCCUCAACCAAAACAAUAUUUUCAUUGUGAAACUCAUUCAAACAUCCCUUUGUGCUAUGCAGGAGAAUGUCAUUUUUCUGACCCGGCUCCCGGUUUGAUUGAAUAGGACCAAAAGUCCCAUUGUCUAGCAGUGAACAGUUUACUUAAUGUACUUUCUUUACUCCUCACCUACAGUAUAGUCUAGUAGACACAACAGUUUAACAAAUACCAAAAAGGACAGGUGUUAUAAUAAAUAGGAACAAAAUGAUAAUGUUUCGCUCUUAUAAUGUCUUCUUGCUCUCACAUUGCUAUAGAAACACGUUCAUAAUCCCCUAGUCUGUGAGUAGUUGUGAUAGAGACUGUUUGAAGCUGGCUGCCAUUCCAAACAUCACAUCAGUAGACAAACGGAGGGUUUUUCAGAACAGACAUACCAUUAUGACCAUUUGUGAUAUUUACAGCAAAGAGAGAACAACUGACAAAUGACAAAAUCAUACCAAUGUGAAAGGAGCACACCAAGGGACAUGUCAACUUAUGUCUUUUUUCUAAAACAACAUUCGGGAACAGUUUUGUCAAAUCAACUCUUGGCACCAUUUUCUUUGUUUUUUAAUAAAGGAGUCUUUGUAUUGACUUCCUGUGUAAAACAGCACUGUUUCCUGUAUAAGUAGCGUUGUGAUGCUUCACGUCAUCAGACUGAUUUAUAACAAACAAAGUGGGAGAGGGACACCGAGAGUAAAAACCAAAAAUAACACUACCUCCUUUUCAAAAUGGUUCACAAUAAAAGCAAAUGGGAGAUUGGAGACCAGAAAUAUGUCAGGUUUUAAAAAAAUAAUAUCUUCCUCAAUAAUAAUAGUGAAAUAUACCAAAACACAGCUUACUGUUAAUACACAUUAAGUAGGUCUGAAAAAGCUUGUCUGGCUAUCUGAACUCCAAAUUCAUGAGCGUGAGCGCAAAAACAAAGAGACGUUACAACAACAUUACACCCCGUUAAAGAUAGACUACCUCUCCUAAAACACCAGAUAACUGGUGCGUUCUCCUAAGAGUGAAGAGUGAAGUAGUCACCAUGUUUAAAAGGUCUACUCUCAGCUGUGUAUUAUUGGCUCUCUCUGUACUGACCAUUAUCAUAAAACUCCGCGAACAGCCUCUUAACUGGGUGCUCUAAUUGUAUGCACGCAUAUUUAUGAGCCGGCUUUGCCGGCAGCCAAUGAUAGUCCGGUCGUUAGCUGCGACUCAAUGGGGCAGGAAGCUGGUUGUCAGGAGUGAUGAUGGGCAGAAUGUAUGAGUGCCCUGCACCCGCCAUUGGGCCACACACACACUAGUGCCCGCCACACGCCAGCGGCCCACACUACACAUGAAUGGAGAGAACAGCUUUAAGAUGGCAGCGAUAAAGGAAACACACUCACCGGCUGUAGUCAGUGUUCAGUCGAAAGGGCCCUUAGUAUCAGUCAAUAAGCCUCAGAGCUGGGAAUUAAAGCCCUGUGACAUGGAGCUGGCCCUUCACGGUGAAUAGUGGCCCAUGUCACUAGGAGCCGGGCCCCUGUUGGCCCCUUGGUUCAGACAGCUGAGGAGAGGCUCUGAGUAACUAAAGAUACUAUCCAAAGACAAACACAGAGCUUGCUGGGAGACGGACAAUAAUAACAGCUUACAAAGGAAUGAAUGAUUACUACUACUAUUAUUGUUAUGAUCCAAACUCUCACGAAAGAGGCGCUGCUGCAUUCAGUAAAUAUAUGAUGUUUGAAUUCUCAUCCUUUAAGGUACACCUGUAAGCCAAGCUGUUUUAUCAAGAUGUAGAUUCACAUUCGUUGAUGAUGUUGACAGAUCUCCAUAGACACUUCUGUUCCUUCUCCGGUUUGGCUGUUAUGAUGUAUUAUUGUAUAUUAACACUUGGCUUAGCUCUCGAGGGCAUUCUUUACCAUUAUGUCUUUUUGAUUUUCUCUUUUGUUCAUUUAGUUUUUGUAAAGCUUCCAGCUUGGAUUCCUAUACUGUAUUGCUAAUGCUGAAGUGUAUGUAUUUAUCAUAUUAAGUGCUGCAGGUAUCUUUGUUCAAUAGUUAUUCCUUUCUUUUUUUUCUCGUUUUCUUCAUAAAACGUCUGGGACGAUGAUUUUUUAAGUGUAUUAUCUCAAAAAAAUAAAAGAAUUAAAGUUAGAUAAGUGGUUUAGGUAACAGCUGUUUGUAUAUUUAUCUUAGCUAGGUCUAUUUUGAUACCUUUUGUCUCUGUACUGCAUUUUUAAGGAAAGAAAAAGAAAAACAACAGUAAAACAAAAAGUUGACUUCAUUAUGUAUUGAUGAUACCUCAGAAGGACUUUUCUCUAAGACAGGACCAAAACCUCAGAAAAAAUGAGAGAAAGAGGAAAAUAAUUGAAGAAAAUAUGUAGACCCUCUCUUGCUUUUAAAGAUGGACCAAUGUAAAGGUGAUGUUGUGGGUCCUUUAUGUGCCAAUAUGUGUCCUCUGACCCCUGACCACAGUCAUUCCUUUGAUGACCUUUAACUUACAGCGGUCAAUCACUCAAUAAGACAACUGGGCGUGGCCCUCAAUCAAACACCUGAUGGCAUUUGUCCAAUUAGAAUCCUAACCAAAGGUGUUGUGAGUGGCCAUGGCUUACAAGCUAACAGACCACCACAACCAUAACCACAACCGUAACCAAACCAACCCCAGGCACUAAUCUACCACAAGCUACUUCCCAUACCUCAAACCAUUCUUCGCUAUCACCAUCGCUAUCAUCUCUUGGACAAGCACUCUUCCUAUUGGAUCAUUAGUGACUCCAGGGACCUAAUUGGCCCCGCCCCUGCUCUAUGAUUGGACAGCUCUUAGGUGUCAUGUUGAGGAAAAGGGAACUUAAAGGACAGUUGCCCAUGUUAUCAUGAACUUCACAGCCCCCCCAAAAAAUGGAACUACCACUUCAGCUGUCCUCUGGUUGUAUCUUAGGAAUGUGUGUACAUUCAGCUGUCCUCUGGUUGUAUCUUAGGAAUGUGUGUACAUUCAGUGACUCUCUGUAACAUUACUUAGUUUCUGUUUACCUCUCUUUUAUCUUUUUAUUUUGUUCUGUUUCUUCAUUUUUUGAAAGUGUGACCCAGGGGAAUAGGUAAAGUAGGAGCAGGCGGUGGUUUUUAAGAUGGUCUAAAAGAGGUUUAAAAAAAGGCGACUUUGCCACUGAGACCUUUGCCCUUUCCCCCUUCCCUGGGUGGCCAUGUAAUGCCAGUCACUGCCCUUUCCCCAUUCCCUGGGUGGCCAUGUAAUGCCAGUCACUGCCCUUUCCCUCUUCCCUGGGUGGCCAUGUAAUGCCAGUCACUGCCCUUUCCCUCUUCCCUGGGUGGCCAUGUAAUGCCAGUCACUGCCCUUUCCCCCUUCCCUGGGUGGCCAUGUAAUGCCAGUCACUGCCCUUUCCCCCUUCCCUGGGUGGCCAUGUAAUGCCAGUCACUGUCCUUUCCUCAUGCUGUAUAAAACACACACAUAUAUCUGUGUAUUUGUAACCUGAAUCUUCUUGUGUCUGUCCAUGCAGACAAUAAAACAGCUGUACAGUAGGUCUAGUUGCAUGUAAUCUGUACUAAUUAUUGACAAUGGCAUUAUAAAAUGCAAUAAAAUACUUAUUACACUGUC
Molecule: messenger RNA, 9192 nt
Organism: Oncorhynchus tshawytscha (Chinook salmon)
Lineage: Eukaryota; Metazoa; Chordata; Actinopteri; Salmoniformes; Salmonidae
Gene: foxp4
Product: forkhead box P4
Exons: 18
Coding region: 564-2699 (711 amino acids)
Biological process (GO): regulation of transcription by RNA polymerase II
Cellular component (GO): nucleus
Molecular function (GO): RNA polymerase II cis-regulatory region sequence-specific DNA binding; DNA-binding transcription repressor activity, RNA polymerase II-specific
Source: RefSeq, a predicted model, not a curated record